CCUAUAAGCGUGAGGAUCAAUUUGGGUCUCUUGCUGCGUACUGCGUUUCGUCUUCACAUUGCCUCCAGUCGUUAUUUUUCCGCAUUGAGCAACUGGAUAUUUAUCAAACUUUCGGUCGAUCAAAAAUUGAUAACGGACCAACAGUUUUAAACAGUUGCAUUUCGCAAACGAAAUUCUGUGCUUCUUCGUACGUCUUCGUCUAAACCAGAGGUAGGCCGAGAAGGACAUAACUUCGUCUAUUUAGCCUCUAAAUAGUCCCAGAUUCCGCUGUUUGAAUGGAGCGCCUAUUGCGUCAUAACGAAGAGGAUCUUCUCUUCACAGGAAAGAACAUCCAUUGCAGAAAAAAGCCACUUUUCAAAGGGUUGGGCGAUUCGUUGGUGUACAGCGGGUAUUUCAAAAAGGCGAAGAAUUCAAAAGAAGAAAUUGUAGUGAGGAAGAUUAAGAAAACAGAUUGCGACGAAGAAUGGUAUGAUAUCUUUAACAAACAUAUUCAAGAGAAGGAUCCCAUCAAACAUGAAAAUGUCCUCAAAAUUAUUAGCUACGAAGAAAUGGAUCAAUGGAGAUAUUUUGCUCUGGAACGUUACGACGCUACACUGGGGCAGUUUUGCAAAGGAAUUUAUAAGGGACCGAUGCCAUCUGACGCCCAAGUUCUUUGCCAAAUCACCAAAGGGCUUUUGUUUCUGCACAAAGAGCAAUGCACACAUGGAAAUUUGACGCCCCGAACAAUUCUAAUCGCUUCCUCACAGCCGGUGCGGAUGAUGAUCAAAUUAUCAGAGUUUGGGUUGAGCAAAUUCGUCGGCCAAUGCGACGACAGUCAAGCGGAGUCGAACGACCAAGAUGGAAACUCAUUUCAUAGAGCGGCAAUGAAAUUUAAAUACACCGAGGAACUGGGGAAGCAACUAGACCUUUGCAAAAAGAAAUAUUGGAUAUUAGAUGGAACAACCACCGAAAGUAACCAGCAGACCCCUACACCUAAUCAAGAUACAUUUGCAGCAGGCUGCCUCUGUUUUUAUUUCCUCAAACGGGGUGCGCAUCCCUUCGGUGACGACUCGUCGUCAAUCUUGGAAAACAUUCAAAAACGAAAUCCUGUCAACUUAAAAACUCUACAACAAGAAAAAGGCGUAUGGGAAUUUGCCUACGAGCCCAUAGAAAACAUGAUUGGAGAUCCACCGACCGACGGCAAAAAUUGGUUGAUGAUAGCCAAAGAUCAUUUUAAAAAGGCCCUUCCUCUGAGAUUUGAAGAAAAAAAGGAGAACGAACUCGGCAGGGGAGGGUUUGGAAUCGUGUACAAAGGAACAUACGAAGGAAAUGCAGUUGCAGUUAAAGUUACAGUUAAGGUACAUUUAGAUGAUGCAAGAAAAAAAGACCAGAAACGGGAAAUGGAGGAACACUUCCUGUUAGACCACGAAAAUGUCCUGAAACUUUUGCACGUCGAUGACUCACGGGAUAAAACAUGCCUUGUGCUCGAAUUAUGUGCCGGGACACUGACAGACUAUUGCGAGAAGAAAUACAAGGGACCGGAAUUGCCACCAGAUGGCCUAGUUUUAUAUCAAAUCGCCAAUGGAUUGCACUACAUCCACUCACGAAAUUUAGUUCAUCGCGACGUCAAACCGGACAACAUUCUCAUCUCAAUCACGACACCCGUCCAAAUGAAAUUGUCCGAUUUCGGAUAUGUCAAAAAAACAAGUCAUCGAGGGACAUUUACUCAGAGUGGAUUGAAAGGAACUGAAAAGUGGAUGGCGCCUGAAAUUUUGGAGCUUGUGAUUAAAAUGGAAGAGUCAAGUGAUAGCACGUCUGAGGAACUUCCGCACGGAACAAUCCAAAGCGACACAUUCGCUGCCGGCUGCGUCUUUUUCUACUUCCUGACUCGCGGUAAACAUCCGUUUGGCAAUUCUUAUAAAAUUCCAGGGAACAUCGUAGAUAACAAUCCAAUUGAGCUGAAUCAACACAAACAAAAUUUGCAAGGCGAUGAUCGUGCCCUAUACAAACUGAUUGGAAAAAUGAUAGAGCCGAAAGAUGAAAGAAUCGAAUUGCCCGAUGUUAUCAUACAAAUGACGAAUUUAACUGCCACACGUAAAUUCAAAAGAGUUGCGCGAUUAGUGCGUGAGAGAGGCAGAAAGUGCGUCUCCCGUUUUCACCCGAAGAAACCAGUUCUCGCCUGCGGCAUUAAAAAUGAAAUUAUUUUCUUUUCUGCCGAGAAUUGGUCCAUUCCUUUUUCUAAUUGGAAACGGGACGAAAAUAAGUUUCAAAUUGGACAUGAAAAAGGAAUUACGAGGAUGGAAUGGAAUGCGGACGGAAGUCAAUUGGCUAUCAUCUUUCGUGAACAUGUCAUCGUGUGGAGUUAUCCAAGUGGCGCAAUUCUCUAUCAAAAGGAAUUAGAAAAAGGGAUGGAUCACAUCGAGUGGAAUCCCUUCAUGCCAAACAUAUUCGUUACUUUUCCCGACGAUUUUGGAACAAAAGUUUUCUUCUUCAAUUCUUGCCCUGUCAACCAACGGUCAUUUCAUUUCUGCACAAUCGAAUGUGAGAAAAUGAUCAAGAGUGUCCAGUGGAUCUCUGCGAAUCGAGUUGCUCUCGGCUUAUGGAAAUACGGAGGAAUUGAAAUUUGGGAAAUUGACGAAUCGACGAGGUCCGAAAAAUUCGUUAAACGACUCAAACAUGAAAGCGUGACGGGUUGGAUAGCAGAUAUGGCAUGGGACGAAAGGACGAAAUGUUUGGCCGCUUGUUCAUCCAACGGAUGGAUGACGAUUUGGUCGAUGGACAGCGACCAACCCAUUCACGCCGAAAAGGUUGACGUCGUAUGCAUGAGUUUUGCUUGGCGUCCAAACGGGAAACCAACGGACGACGAGGGAAUGGACGCUGACAGGAAAUCGGCCGACAAUUUCAUUUUGGCUACUAGUGGAUUGCGGGAUGGGAAGAUUGUCAUUUGGACCCCGCUGGCAAAGGAAAAGACAAGAAUUCUCAGUCAACAUUCAGAUAGGAUAGUGUCGCUGUCGUUUUCCCCCGACGGGCGGUUUCUCGCAUCAGAGGAUGGGGAGAAAUUGAUCAUCUGGGCAACUGAGAACUGGGAACCCGUUUACAUCGACGAAGGAGAUUGGGGCAAACCUUUUUCGUGGUUGUAUUCUUCGUCUACGGAUGUCCCUGACUACAAAUUGACAUUCAACUCAUACGAUGGCAAGGUUGUUGUCGUAGAAUACGUCGUCGACGGCCAGUAAGAAAUUCCAUGCAAAGAUUGAAGAUCACGAGAGGAUUGCGAAAGAAAAAGAAACCGGCGGCGAAUGGCCAAUCGGAUCCAAUUGCGACUUGAAAUAAUCAUCGUUAUUUAUUUCAUUCGUUCAUUGCUGUUUUAUUUCUUUGUCGGACGGACGAAGAAUAAAAUGCAAUCCUAUGGCAGUGCAAACAGAUGUGGAUCCAGCAUCACAGUAGUCUAAUCAUAACUAAACAAAAUCCUGAAAGGUUUCUAUAGGAGGAUAUAAUUAUAAAAAAUAAAAUUAGAUAUUUAAUAAUAAACAAAUUAUUCAAGAAG
Molecule: messenger RNA, 3523 nt
Organism: Daphnia pulex (common water flea)
Lineage: Eukaryota; Metazoa; Arthropoda; Branchiopoda; Diplostraca; Daphniidae
Exons: 14
Coding region: 276-3212 (978 amino acids)
Biological process (GO): protein phosphorylation; IRE1-mediated unfolded protein response; intrinsic apoptotic signaling pathway in response to endoplasmic reticulum stress
Cellular component (GO): IRE1-TRAF2-ASK1 complex
Molecular function (GO): RNA endonuclease activity; ATP binding; protein serine/threonine kinase activity
Source: RefSeq, a predicted model, not a curated record